Messenger RNA from Bombyx mandarina (wild silkworm), 762 nucleotides. RefSeq lists its product as uncharacterized. The record is from RefSeq and is a predicted model, not a curated record. NCBI's taxonomy places the organism in Eukaryota, Metazoa, Arthropoda, Insecta, Lepidoptera, Bombycidae.
CACGUUGAAAUGGAUUUCACUGGAAAAGUUGUUAUUGUGACUGGGGCCAGUUCUGGUAUAGGUGCAGCGUCUGCUAUACUGUUCGCUGAAUACGGUGCAACUUUGACUCUGGUAGGCAGAAACGAAGCCAGACUCCGAGCUGUCGCCGAGAAAUGUCACGCAGCAAAAGGAAUCAGCCCCUUAUGUGUCAGAAUAGACCUUACCCAUAAAGACAGUUGCGCUGUGGUAGUAACCAAAACUGUGACCGCGUUCAAAAGAAUCGAUGUCCUUGUCAACUGUGCCGGUAAAGUUCUCAUAGGUUCGCUCUUCGAUGAAAAUAUAGAGGCAUUUGACGAGAUGAUCAAUAUUAAUCUUCGAGUUCCGUACAGUCUCUCGCAUCAGGCUCUGCCGUACUUGACGAAAACCAAAGGUAACAUUGUCAACCUCACAGCCACUAAGUACGCAAGAGUCAGACAUGGGUUUAUGGGUUAUUCGGUUGCAAAAGCUGGACUUCAGAAAUUCACCAAGAUUGCGGCAAUAGAAUUGGCCACAGAAGGUGUUCGAGUAAAUUCUGUGCAACCAGGAUUGACCAGAACUAAUAUCCUGUCAAAUCUGGCGAUGUCUGAGGAAGAACGGCAGGUAGCCUACGAGAGGCUCUCGCAAGACAUGAAGAUUAUUGAACCCGAAGAGGUUGCUAGGAUGGUUGUCUUCGUAGCGAGUGGGAUAUGUCCUAAUUUGAAUGGUGCAGAUUUGGAUUUAGAUGGUGCAACCUCUGUUAUGUGA